Messenger RNA from Dibothriocephalus latus, 678 nucleotides. NCBI's taxonomy places the organism in Eukaryota, Metazoa, Platyhelminthes, Cestoda, Diphyllobothriidea, Diphyllobothriidae. The record is from the annotation of a GenBank genome assembly.
AUGAGCCUUUUCAAGGGUCCCACCGCGUUGAUUCCGAGACUGCAACUCUUUAUUCCCAAUCCCUUCGACUACAUUUCUGUUUGCGGCCUGCGUACCUACGACCACUGGCCUGACGGAGAACUGACCACUGAACUCAUCUACGUGCACUGUAAACUUAUGGUGGUGGACGACCGAAAACUCAUUAUAGGCUCGGCCAACAUCAAUGACCGCAGUAUGCUGGGCUACCGGGACAGUGAGUUAGCUGUGGUGGCCGAGGACACCCCAGACUGCGGCUCCCUCAAGGAGGCCACCUUUGCAGGUACUAGAGUGAUGGUAGGUAACCUGGCUCGUCGCUUCCGCAAGUCCCUAAUGGCCGAACAUCUGGGCGUACUGAGUGCAGAGGCCCGGUCCAACAUAGACUGGGACUACAACCUACUGGAUGAUCCCGUCUGCGACCAAUUCUACCACCAGGUAUUUAGUUGCCUACCAACAGACAAGCUUCAUACUAUCGAACAAGUAAAAGAGGCCAGGCUUAAUGUACCCAUGUACUUGGGACCGGAGGCCUCGAGGGCAGCUGAGAUGGUAAAAGAAAUUCGAGGACAUCUUGUGCACUAUCCGGAAGACUUCCUGUUGGACGAAGACCUAUCCCCACCCCUCGGAUCCAAAGAAAAUGUCAUUCCCGAAAUCAUCUGGACCUAG